AUGGCUCUGCUGCUCGCCUGGGCGUGUGUGGCUGUGAGCGUGGGGACGGCGCUGGGGGACCAGGGCGACGGGGCGGACCUCUACUCGGAAAACAUCACCCGCAUCCUCGACAAGUUGUUGGACGGCUACGACAACAGGCUCCGACCGGGAUUUGGAGGCGCCGUGACAGAAGUCAAGACGGACAUCUACGUGACCAGCUUCGGGCCGGUGUCCGACGUGGAGAUGGAAUACACAAUGGAUGUCUUCUUUCGUCAGACAUGGACUGAUGAGAGGCUGAAGUUUAGUGGGCCAACUGAAAUUUUGAGACUGAACAAUUUAAUGGUCAGUAAAAUUUGGACACCAGACACGUUUUUUAGAAAUGGAAAAAAAUCAAUUGCUCACAAUAUGACAACUCCUAACAAACUUUUCAGAAUUAUGCAGAAUGGAACUAUUCUUUACACUAUGAGACUAACCAUUAAUGCUGACUGUCCUAUGAGGUUGGUGAAUUUCCCAAUGGAUGGACAUGCUUGUCCACUGAAAUUUGGAAGCUAUGCUUAUCCAAAAAGUGAAAUAAUUUAUACUUGGAAAAAAGGACCAUUGCAUUCAGUAGAAGUACCUCAGGAGUCUUCCAGUCUUCUCCAGUACGACCUCAUAGGACAAACUGUAUCUAGUGAAACAAUUAAAUCUAACACAGGUGAAUAUGUAAUCAUGACAGUUUAUUUCCACUUGCAAAGGAAGAUGGGCUACUUCAUGAUUCAGAUAUACACUCCUUGCAUUAUGACAGUCAUUCUUUCUCAGGUGUCUUUCUGGAUUAACAAGGAGUCUGUUCCAGCCAGGACAGUUUUUGGGGAAUAUUCACUCCAGCUGCUCUAUUUCCAUCUGCAAAGGAAAAUAGGCUACUAUCUCAUUCAGACAUACAUUCCAUGCAUCAUGACUGUCGUCUUGUCUCAAGUUGUGUUUUGGAUUAACAAAGAAUCUGUUCCAGCAAGAACCGUGGCUGGAAUCACCACCGUGCUCACCAUGACCACCCUGAGCAUCAGCGCUCGCCACUCCCUGCCCAAGGUGUCCUACGCCACCGCCAUGGACUGGUUCAUCGCCGUGUGCUUUGCCUUUGUCUUCUCUGCACUCAUUGAGUUUGCAGCUGUCAACUACUUCACCAAUCUCCAGGCUCAGAGAGCAAUGAGGAAGGCAGCCAGGGCAGCAGCACUGGCAGCAGCACUAUCAGCAGCAACUGUACCGGCAGAGGACGAGAUUGUCUCGCAUUCUGACUCCAACUCCAACCUGAAGAAGAGAGUGAACUCCAUAGCAUCUCAGGCAGAGCAGUCUCCUGAGCCCAGCAUAAUAUCAAACACUGCAUCCCAGUGUCAACCUCUGCCUGUUCCUCCACCUGCCCCACCACAACCACCAGCCAUUGGAGGUGCAAGUAAAAUAGACCAGUAUUCCAGGAUCCUCUUUCCAGUGGCAUUUGCAGGAUUCAACCUGGUGUACUGGGUUGUUUAUCUUUCAAAAGACACCAUGGAGUUUUUUGAACCUUCAGCAAUGCAUUUUCGAAAUGACCCUCAGUCCAACUGA
Melospiza melodia melodia is the source of this 1551-nucleotide messenger RNA. RefSeq names its product gamma-aminobutyric acid type A receptor subunit alpha6 (gene GABRA6). Gene Ontology annotation, biological process: chloride transmembrane transport; nervous system process; signal transduction. The transcript has 11 exons. Gene Ontology annotation, cellular component: postsynapse; neuron projection; plasma membrane. Gene Ontology annotation, molecular function: benzodiazepine receptor activity; GABA-gated chloride ion channel activity; GABA-A receptor activity. The record is from RefSeq and is a predicted model, not a curated record. Bases 1 to 1551 code for a protein of 516 amino acids. Lineage: Eukaryota; Metazoa; Chordata; Aves; Passeriformes; Passerellidae.